Molecule: messenger RNA, 570 nt
Organism: Neoarius graeffei (lesser salmon catfish)
Lineage: Eukaryota; Metazoa; Chordata; Actinopteri; Siluriformes; Ariidae
Product: gamma-crystallin M2-like
Exons: 3
Coding region: 1-570 (189 amino acids)
Biological process (GO): visual perception; lens development in camera-type eye
Molecular function (GO): structural constituent of eye lens
Source: RefSeq, a predicted model, not a curated record
AUGGCCAACGAGGGCCUUUCUGUGCGGAGUUUGCAUAUCAUCUUCUAUGAGGACAGGAAUUUCAGGGGCCGCUCCUAUGAGUGUAGUGGUGACUGUUUCGAUAUGUCCUAUUACAUGAGCCGCUGCUACUCCUGCAGGGUCGAGAGUGGAUGCUGGAUGGUCUACGAUCGUCCCAACUUCAUGGGCAACCAGUAUUUCAUGAGAAGGGGCGAGUAUGCUGACUACAUGAACAUGUGGGGCUGGGGCAUGAACAACUGGAUCAGGUCUUGCCGCAUGAUCCCUAUGUACAGAGGAUCUUACAGAAUGAGGGCUUAUGAGAGAGAGAAUUUCAUGGGCCAGAUGAUGGAAAUGACCGAUGACUGUGACUCCUUCAUGGACCGCUACCACUGGUCCAACGGCUGCAUGUCUUGUCAUGUGAUGGACGGCCACUGGCUCAUGUACGAGCACCCCCAUUACAGAGGAAAGAUGUGGUACUUCAGGCCUGGAGAGUACAGGAGCUUCAGGGAAAUGAUGAGAAUGGGUGGAAUGAGAUUCAUGAGCAUGAGGCGCAUCAGGGACUCAUGGUAUUAA